Messenger RNA from Acanthopagrus latus (yellowfin seabream), 4939 nucleotides. RefSeq names its product filamin-A-interacting protein 1-like. The transcript has 5 exons. Bases 428 to 3886 code for a protein of 1152 amino acids. Lineage: Eukaryota; Metazoa; Chordata; Actinopteri; Spariformes; Sparidae. The record is from RefSeq and is a predicted model, not a curated record.
UCUCGAUAGGAUAGGCUAGGAUAGGAGGGAAGGAAAAUGAGAGGUGUGUUUGAGACUGCUAUGCAGAGUAGAACUGGAUAGGCUGUGGGAGUGAAAGAGGGAGGGAGGGUGAGAGAGAGAGGGGGGGAAGUUACAGUGCUCUCUAUCAUUCCCUCUCUGACCUGAGGAACUGGUAGGAGAGAGAGUGAGUGAGAGUGAGUGAGAGAGAGAGAGAGAGAGAGAGAGAGAGAGAGAGAGAGAGGGAGAGAGAGAGAGGGGAGAGCUUGAGAUGGCUCUUGGCACAAGUGAGUAGCCAGCAGACACCACAAGUGGACCACACAAGCCAGAGGAUAUCGGUUGGAUACUUGACCGCCCUUUUCUCGAGGAUUAAACUUGGUGUGGCCAUUAAUUCGCUCAAACCUGGGGACGACUCAAUAGCAGGUAGAGCAUGAGGUCCAAAAGCGGCAGGGUGGAGAGCCCGGCCAACGGGGUGCUUGGGGUUCCACAGGCUGACCAUGAUGUCAGCCACGAGCCAGAAGUGGGUCUGCCCGUGAAGAGCCUGAUGGCCAAAGUUCAGCAGAUGGAGGGUGAGGAUAAGGUGGAGGUGGAGGUGAUCUCUGACAAGGAGAAGCUGCUGAUCGAGUCUCCUGAAGUUGGAGAGAAAAGAGAGGACAUCAUGGAUCUGUCCAAGAAGGAUCUGCUGAAACUGCUGGGGAUCAUGGAGGGAGAGGUUCAGGCCAGAGAAGAUGUCAUCUGCAUGCUGAAGUCCAAGCCGACUCUCCCGGAGGCCCUUGAAUCACAUUAUGGCUCCGCGGUACCAGGUUCGGCCCUGCAGGCGCUGCAGAGGGACGGCUUCAUCACUGGCACUGAACCGCACAAAAACAGUGUCUACCAAAAGCCAAUGGUUGAGCUGGAGCGCCUGCAGGAGAAGCACAAGGAGACGUACAGGAGGAUGCUGGGUCAGCUGCUGCUCGCCGAGAAGUGCCACCGCCGCACCGUCCACGAGCUGGACACGGAGAAGCGCAAGCACGCGGACUACAUGAACAAGAGCGACGACUUCACCAACCUCCUGGAGCAGGAGAGAGAAAGACUGAAGAGGUUGCUUGAGAACGAGAAAGCUUACCAGGUAAGAAAGGAGAAGGAGCACUCUAAACGUUUGGCCAAGGUGCAAGAGGAGCUGGUCAAGUUAAAGUCCUUCGCCUUGAUGUUGGUCAAUGAGCGCCAGCAACACCUAGAGCAAAUGGAUCAACAGAGCCAGCGGGUCCAGGAACUCAGCCAGCAGCUGCAGCAGCGGGAGCAGGCACUGAGUGAAGCCAGGGAGCGCGCUCAGGAGGAUGGCCACAGGGUGCUUAGCCUGGAGGCUGAGCUUAAAGAGAAAUCUGCCAAGUUCACCCAACAGCACGAGGAGAUGAGCGCCAACCUGGCAAGUCAGGAGAUCCACAACCGUCAACUCAAUGCCAAACUUUUAGGGCUUUCGCAUAAAGUGGAGGAGCUAGAGGAGAGCAAUAAGGCCUUGAGGAAAUCUGAGGAGGAACUGCAGGAGCUGAGGGAGAAAAUCGGCAAAGGGGAGUGUGGCAACUCAAACUUGAUCGCUGAGUUGGAGAACUUGCGCAAACGGGUGCUGGAGAUGGAGGGAAAGGAUGAGGAGAUUACCAAGACUGAAAAUCAGUGUAAGGAGCUAAGAAAGAGGCUACAAGAGGAGGAUACUAAGAGUAAAGACCUCAGGCUGGAAGUUGAGAAGCUCCAGAAAAGAAUGAUGGAGUUAGAGAAACUUGAGGGUGCCUUCAGCACAAGCAAGGCUGAGUGUGCACAGUUACACACUGCUCUAGAGAAAGAAACGGGCCUGACCAAAGAGCUCUCAGAUGAAGUCGUAGUCCUCAGGAUCCGAAUGAAGGAGCUUGAGACUUCUGAGCUCAAGUUAGAAAAGUCUGAGCUGAGCCUUAAGGAUGACUUGAGCAAGCUGAAGUCACUGACUGUUGCUUUGAUGGAAGAACGAAAGACCCUGAUGGAAAGAAUGCAGUCAGAUGAGAAGAAAAAGGAGGAUCUGAGUGAGAUGGUCAAAGUUGAGCAGGGUAAAGUUAUGGAGGUGACUGAAAAAUUGAUAGAGGAAAGCAAAAAGCUACUGAAGUUGAAAUCAGAGAUGGAAACGAAAGUAGAGACUCUAACCCUAGAAAAGGGGGAGCUGAGCACUAAGCUAGCCUAUGAAAUUGAUAAAACUAAGGAUCUUACUUCUAAGGUCAGUCAAAUGAAAAAGAGGAUGGAUGGGUUCGAGCAGGCAGAAAAGCUCUCAGUGAAGAAUUCAGUACAAUGUGAACUUGGAAGAAUGUCCGACCCAGUUAAAAGAGAAGACAACAAAGUUAAGGAGCUGACAUUUGAAAUUGAGCGCCUAAAAAAUCGUCUCAAGCAACUUGAAGUAGUUGAGGGAGAUUUGAUCAAAACAGAAGAUCAGUACGGCAUGUUGGAGAAAAGGUUCAUGACCGAACAAGACAAAGCCAACAUUCUUUCCCAACAGGUGGAGGAAAUGAGGAGUCAGAUAGCACGAAACAAAGCAAUUGAGAAAGGAGAGGAGGAAAGCCAAGAAGAAGACCUCCGACAUCAAUGCAAGAGAGAGGAGAUUAAAACCAGAGAACUGCAGGCUGAUGUUGUAGCGCUUAAGGAGAAGAUCCAUGAACUGAUGCACAAGGAAGACCAACUUUCUCAGCUCCAAGUGGAUUACUCGAUCUUGCAGCAGAGAUUCUUGGAGGAGGAGGAGAAGGCCAAGAACAUGGGCACUGAGGUUUUCCAUCUCACCAAAGAACUGGAGGUAGCAAAGCGUCAUAGUCGGGCACUAAGGCCCAGUUUGAAUGGGAGGAGAAUGGUGGACGUUGCUGUGACGUCCACUGGAGUACAGACAGAGCCAUUGUCCACUGGGCCAUCAGAGGAGGACACCCCAGCAGUGUUCAUUAGGAAGUCCGUUCAAGAGGAGAAUCACAUCAUGAGCAACCUGAGACAGAAGUGCCUAAGGAAGCCAACAGAAAAGAGCAGUGCUAUUGAGCGUUCACCUUCAUCUGGCAGCGACCUUGGCAAGAAAUCCUGGAUUCCCUGGAUGAGGAAAAAGGACAACACCCCUCAAGAGACCAACUUAGAAAAGCCUCUGCAUUUUAAUGGAAAUAAUUUGCCCUCUGAACUAACCAUGUCCCAAAAGCAAGGGCAGCCUUUACGCAUCCGGGUAACACCAGACCACCAAAACAACAUGGCCACUCUUGAGAUCAGCAGCCCCAAUGCUGAAGACUUCUUCUCUAGCUCAGCUCCCCUCAGCCCCAACCCAUCUCAACCUAAAUCCAGAAUCACAAUCAUUCCCACCUACUCUGCUCCAACCAACAAGAGAAAGUCCACCACUGGGCCUCAUGGCCCUGAAAGAGCCAAGUCUCCAGUCAGUAUCACAACGAUAUCCAGAGCCAAAUCUCCAGAAAGCAGCAGAGUUCCCUCUUCUGCAUCAGGAAGGCCCUUGUCCCCUGUCUCUAUUAUGACAGUGAGCACUGCUAUAGUCCCUGAAGCAUCUGCCUCCCCAGAACCACAGGAGAUGACCAUGGGCCGAGCUGUGUUCAAGGUUACCCCCGAGAAGCAGAUGGUCCCAAUGCCUAUACGGAAGGGUCCCAACAACAAUAGCAUCAUCACCACUGACGAUAACAAGAUCCAUAUUCAUUUAGGAAAUAGCAUCACCCCAAAGAUGGUAGUCAGACCAGUGGCUGCUGUAACAGAGAGCAAGGAAAUGACCUUAUCAACUGGGACAGUUUUACGCUCCCCACGCCAAAUUACCACCACUACUACCAGGAGCACACAGAGCAAAGUGAUGAGCAGUAUCACAAUUUCCCCUGUCACAUCCUCCAACUCCAGAACCACACAAAACAUGGUAUGUUUCACCUAAGCACUUGUCUUCAUCCAAAUUAUGAAAUUACAUGUUUUCUUAUUGAUAGCUUAGUUUGUUCACUCUUUUAGUAUCAUGCCCAACCGCAAUUUACUCUAGAUAAUCCAUAGUUAUUGUUGCCAUCAGUUCAUUGGAAGUACUUGCUGCUAAAAGAAUCUGUAUUAAGUAGAUUUGGUAAGAAGUAGUACCAGUGUAAACUCCCUUCACCUCCACCCAGGCAGAUAUCUCAACAAUUGGGUAAAUGAAACACAAACUACUUUGUUGAGUACCUGGUGAAGGCAAAAAAAAAAACUUGUUACCCACGAUGUUGAACUAUUUAUUUGAGACACAAGUCUUUUUUUAAUGUCUGGCAUCAUUUUCAAACAUUAUGUGACACAUGCUAUGUUUAACAAGGCAGAAAUAUGUUCACUAACAGCUUCAACUCACACUACCAAGAAAGAUGAAGCAAAAUUGUGUUGAUCUGUUAGUGGCCCUUAUAAUAUACUCUUUGUGGAUCAAAUCGACAGUGUGACAGAAAUGGCCCCAUGAGCAUUUUACCACUCUGCUACAAUCAUGUGGUAAUUUAUAGUUGUUACUGGGUGCUUACAUUCACAAACAGCUAUGCAGGGCUCCUUGCCCUCUGGCUGACACAAAACACUCUUGCACCAGUAACAGCACAAUGAAACCUCGCCUGGACAAGCGCCCACCCACUAGGUUCGAAGUGAAAGAAAUAUUAAAUAUUUACAUUUUUCUUUCACACAGUUCCAUACCACAUAUGAGCAAUUACAUUGUUUAGAAAUUCAGAAUUCCUUUUUUCCAUAAUGGGUAUUUGCCCCCUUUCCAUAUUUACUCUUUAUGUUCCCCUCAAGUGCUGUCCUGUUUUCAUUUUCCUGUUUGAGAAACUGUACUCUUUCUCCCCAUUGUCAACAGACUGGGCCGGAUGCCCAGACACCUCGCACAGGACUGACCCGCAUCCCAAUGUCCAAGAGCCUGAAAACAGGGAAGGCUGUGCUGGGAUCCCUGGGGAUGUCGGGGGGAAUGAAGCUUGAGUCACGAACUGAAAGCCAGUCUAUG